This is a messenger RNA of Ectocarpus siliculosus, 5340 nucleotides long. NCBI's taxonomy places the organism in Eukaryota, Phaeophyceae, Ectocarpales, Ectocarpaceae. The record is from the annotation of a GenBank genome assembly.
AUGUGCGACACCGGGCCGGUGCCACCUUCGCCAUGCGCGCGGCCUCUGCUAUCGGCACUGCACCUGUGGCGAGUGACGCCGACACAGGAAUCACUCCGCAAGAUCAUUCGGCCGUCGAAGGGGCAACUGCCGAUUGUCCUGAGAGCUACCCGCAUGGCCGGUCGAAAAGUGGUCCUGAGCGUGUGGGCCGUGUCAGACGGAGAAGCCAUCACUGUCAGCGUCUAUGAUCACAAGGCCGUUCAAAACCUGGAGAUCACCUUGCUGUGUGGCUGGUGGGCGGAGCUUGGAAUUACGGGCCUCAAGUCCAUGGCACCUGCGGGGCUCAGCGGGUUAGCAGCGUACUUGGUGCAAAGCAUCUCGCUUCAGAUCCCGCAGCCAGACCGCAAGGGACGGGUGGACAUGUCGAAGGCUUCGCUGCAGUUCAGCCCAGGCCCACCGCCGCCCCCGUUCGAGUUCGGUCCUUCCCAGUUCAACCCAAGAAACCCUUCCGAUGGCAGCGAAGGGGGCACCACCUUGAGGCCACCGGUGGGGGGCAGGAUGGCGAGCCGCGUUGUGUGGAGGGGCAUCCGCACAUUGAGGCGGCGAGCCGUGCUGCUGGCAUGCGCUCGGAACGGUCCAUCGAUGAUGAUCGUUCGGGGAUGGGACUCUUCCAUGGCGUGGCGGAUGACGAACGUGAUCACCUUCCAUGAAGAUGAUUGGAAAACUUGGAAGGACGUGACCGAGCCAAUAAAGGUGGCCACGGCUUCCUUCUUUGCGACGGCAAGAGAAGGUGACGAGCAGCGGGGACCCCAACACAUCGCUUCGCAUGGCCCAGCACGAUCCAAAGGACAAGACCAACGCGACAAAGGCGACGACAUCCGACAAGGAUCUUCCACCGCUGCGACCACGCUUGAAGGUAGAGCAGACUCAUCGACCGAUAGCGGAGCUGCUGCUUGUAUUUCUGAUGCCGGCAGUGCGGACGAAACCCAGAACGUCCCCGGCUCGAGCGGCACCGUCAUUGCCCCAAAGAGAAGCCCCAUCACCGCCGUCGCAACCGACCAGGCCAGCACCGAUCGCUUGUGCCAGGCUAUCGCUGAUCGUGUCGAGGUGCGCUCGGAAGGGAGGGGCGGGAAGAUUGCGCUAAGAACGACACGGUGGCGUGGAGCGGGAGAAGCGAACGCCGGCAGCGGCAGCGGCGGCAGCAAGCAGCAGGACGCUGCCGUACAGCGUGCAUUCCUCUCCCACAAGGAUAUGGAAGCGCGAAUAAAACAUCUUGACGAAGAAAAGGAACGCGCGCCUCCGGCGGGAGCGGGGCUGGGGGGGGGACCCAGGCGUCCCCUGGAAGACCAUGACGGAAGCAUCGAUGAGUGGCUGGUCAACCUCCCCGGCGCGAGAAGCAUGAAAGCGUAUGCUCGCCGACGAGGGCUGGACGGCAAGAUCAAGAGCAUGGAGGAGGUCGUGGAGCAGGCGGUGCGCAAAUGGAAAAAUCUCGGAAAGGCGCUGUGCCGGCUUCUGCGCAUGUCGGACUACUGGUACGGCUUCGCCUUCGACGGCGCUCUUUCUGGCGAGGAGAGGGCGGCAAGGCGAAUCUCAGUCCUGCAACAGAUUUUGGAGAUGCGCGGUGUUGGGCGUACGGCAAUGAAGACUCUCGUGCUGGCCAUCGCGGAGCGAUACCCGCGAUCGGUCUGGUCGAGGUUCCGGCAACUGAUGCGGCAGCCGAGGGCUGAGCGGAAGCGACGCGACAUGGCGGUCUGCGCGGUGCUUCUAGGGGAGAUCGACAACCAGUUCUUCAAGUACACGACUGCCGGAUGGCCCUUCUCUCGCCUCGUCGACCUUGCCUCGGACUCCCGGCUGGUACAGAAGCCAGCCUUAUCCGUCCUCUACGAGGAGGGGGAGACGGCUCCGAGGACGAUCGACAGCGAGACAACGGUAACCCAAGCAGUGCUCGUCCCCAGCGUCGUGUCGAUAGCGACCAAAACCACCGACAGCAACAGCGACGACGACCCCAGAGUGGCUUCAGGGUCUUCGUGCAACGAAACUACCUCGUGCAGCGAAGGUGGCAAAAGCAGGGUGGCGGCGGGGCCCAGUAGCACCAGCAGUAGAAUGAACAGUAGUAUCGGAGGAGGAGGGAGUUCGGGCGGGGGGGGAGUACAAGGAACACGGCCACCACAGCAGCAGCCGCAGGAGCAGGAGGAGAGAUGGACGGUUGGAGCUUACGUUAUCGUUCGCGGGUCCGUAAACCUAUAUAUCCUCGAGAGAGGACCAGCGGCGAUGCUGCCAACACCCGCGUCUCAGGACGAUCUUGCCACGAAGGCUUCCAGGGGGCAGCCCAUGUACCGACCCCGCCCGCCAGCCGAGUGGGAGGCGGCGGACGUGGCGGUGGAAGCGCAAGAAGGGCAACCUGGCGUCGGGAGGGGUGCUGGGCUGGUGGGGCGUCGACAGCGCCGGGCGUUCACCGAACACUUGGAGGCCGUCAUGUCUGGGAGGGGGGCAGAGCCUCGCCGAGCUCGCACGCGGAACAUGGCACCCAGAUGGAAAGCGUGCCGCCUGGGAGCUGGAGCUUUGUUUGGCGACCGUCCUGAGGCGGGAUCAAACCCAACAACAACAACUGGCCUGUCGCAGCCGCCAGGGGUGGCGACGGAGCCGCCGGGGGCUGGUCCCGCGCUGGAGACGGCCGUCACAGCAGAGGAGACGGAGCUGUUGGAGAUCGGGGUCACCACGUACCGGAGGCUUUUGGCGGCCGGCGUCAGGGAGCAGGAAGGCCGCGCGGUGGCCGUGUUGAGAGCGACCGGGGCGAUGGACGGCGUCCCGACACAGGCCCUAGCUCGCAUCUGCCGCUACGGGACAGAGCGCAGCACCGGACCGCAACUCGCCAACCCACCUCUCCUGAACCCUUCGUUGGGCCGCGUAUUUCCGGGACGAGAGCAGGGAAAAGCUGAGUCGGCGUUCGGUUUCCCUAGGGGUGAAGACAAUGGCAAUGACUACAACGACAGCGUCAUGUGCCGAAAAGGAACGUUCCGAGGAACUGUAUUCUUCGUCAUGGAGGGGCACGGGGAAGUCAUCCUAGGCGGCGGUGAGACGCAGAGAUUCGAUGGUCGCCGUGACGAGGGCGGUGGCUCGUCCACCGAGAGUCUUUUGGCCGCCGCCGCGUUUGGGAAUAGGCGAGCUCCUGAGAACAGAAGAAAGCGUGGCCGCCGUCGAGGCACCCAUGUUGGCGGCGGCUCUAAUUGUGGUGUUGGUGGUGGAGGUGACGGAGGCGGAAGCAGUACAGAGAGACAGGAAUCGACCAGUGGUUUUCAGGAGGAUGACACGUCUAUUGGAGAAUCGUCGGCGUUGACCUGGACAGGGAUGAGUUGGCAAGGACCGCCGGAUCUUCCAGGAUCCACUGCCACUGCCGGUGGCACCACCCCUGCCACCACCGCCGCUGCGCAUGGCCGCUCCGACAUCACCGGAACCGGUAGCACUGCAGCAAUAGAGCCAUCCGUGGCAUCGAACACGACGGUCCAAGCCAUGGUAGUAGCCUCGGCACCGGCAGCAGCAGCUUCCACACCACGAGUACCGGACGGCUCCGGCACCAAGCACAGGGAUGGCUCCUCGGUGCGACUACGGCCGGGCCUCGUCGCGACCACCGACCCUUCGGCCAUAACCAGGGACCCGGCGUCGGCCGUGCCGGCACCAGUGUUCCCGGGCUUGCACAAGGCGUCGCUUGUGGCGGGGCCCGGCGGGCUGAGAUGUCUCACGGUGGGGCUGGCGGUGCUGCAGAAGGUCUGCCCGCCGGUGUAUCGCCGGCUGGCGAGGGUCGUUUCUGAGAGGUACUUGGAAUGGGUGACGGAGGCCAGACGCAAGAACGAAGAAGACUGGCAAGAAAGCCUCGAGAGCGAGUCGGUUCACUCUCUCAGCAGGUCGUUCUACGACAGCUUCGCCAAGGGGAACUGCAGCGGCAGCAUUGCCGGCAAGGGGCCCAAUGGCGUGGAGUCAUCCGUGGGGUGGAUAUCCAGUGCCGAAGGCGGUCGCGGAAGCAGCAGCGUUCUCGGUUUCGGUGAUAGGGCCGGCAGCGACGGAGACGAACUUACCAUCGAAGCAGCCACGCUAGGGAUGGCCUCGUCGAACUCCAUCUCCGGAUCGGGCAAGAGCAACAAGAGCAUUUUCGAACUCAGCCGGAGGUAUGUUGGACUGGCGCUUUGCUCGUCGGCCCGCAACGUCGUCCCGGUGCGUCUCGGCCGGGUGGUCGUGCCGGCGCAGCGAAAGACGCCUUCGUCUUCAACCAGUCCGCACCGCAGCCGACAGAGGCGUCCCGUUCCACCUCCUCCAGUAGCCGCGGUCGCAAGCAACAACAACAAUACCAGCGAUGAUGGGACAACACGCCGACGAGUUAGCCCGCGCUCCAAAGCCACCUUUACGGUGAUCUCUAGGGCUGCCCGUCGCCACUGCUUCGCUCCUGCUCCCGCAAGUGCUGCCGGUGCUGGUGUGGGGAGUCACGCCCCUUCUACUGGAACGAUUACGGACGGCCGACAAGCGGCCGAUCAAACUAAAACCAAGUCACCUCCGCGCACCAACACCGGCCCCAUCUCCACGGGUUCGGCGUCCGUCUACCACACGCACCAUCAGAGUCCACGAGGUACCGGAGGCUCUCCAGACAACACAGGAAAGACCAUGGUUCAUUCUUGCGGUGGUUCGGUGACCGGCGGGGACGGUAGUGUCUUCGCCGGGAGCAAUGGUAGACGUGGCGGUGGCGACGGUGGCGGCGGCGGCGGCAGCGUCUGCAGUCGUGGACACCGCUGUGGUAGCAGCCUCGCACGAGGGGUAACGGUGCCUUCGGAGCGAUUGGGCACAGAGUGGGCGGCAGCAAACGUGUCAAACCUAUUGGCGAAGUAUCACCAACUUGAGACCUACGACUGCCCAGUGUCCCCGUUCUCGGACCCCCCUUCCUGGGCGGACAUCCCCCCCUUGGCGGUGAUAGAGCCACCGGGGUACUCGCCGUCGUCGAACACCCCGACCUGUGCAGCAGCUGGCAUCGGAGCGGCGAUGCUGCCAGGCGAGCGUCCGCCAGAAGUAAGCGGAGCUAGCCCGGCCAACGAAACGGCAGCUAGUCUCCCUUCUUCGCCGCUACACGUGGAGGAUGGAGCACCAACGGAGGCGGCGGCGGUGGCGACCCGGCCCGCUGAAAAGACAGUAUUCCAGAUCGUCACUUCUCGGCGUCGCCCGAGCUACGGUUGGGGAUGGAAGCGCCCUCCGGGGCAGAAGGGCGGGGCACGCAAAAGAGUACUAGUCCCUGGAAGCACGACGGUGCCCUCGCCGUCACUCCUAGGGCGGGAGCGGCCGGGCCGGACAAACAUGAGCGCGGUUCCACCAACCUCGUAA